Molecule: messenger RNA, 284 nt
Organism: Paramecium pentaurelia
Lineage: Eukaryota; Ciliophora; Oligohymenophorea; Peniculida; Parameciidae
Source: the annotation of a GenBank genome assembly
AUGGCACAAUCUAAGUAGAAAAAUGUGAAUUUUGCAUAGGAUUUAAGAGAUUAAACACUGCUUAAGCUGCAAAAACUCAUAAUGUGGUUCAGCAAUGUUAUAUUUAUUUAAGAAGAAAGAAAAACUUAUGGAUAUUCGAAAGUAACAUAACUAUAUAAAUUAGAAUUACAGAUCAGAAUGUAGAUUGUAUUUAUUUAUUAAAAAAUAAAGUAUUAAAUUAAAUUUGAGCAUUACUGAAUAUGUGUAAAUUUGAUGAUUCUAUUUUAGUGGAUUAAGAAAUAUGA